CGUAAUACAACGCUGCCGGUUGGUCAUUCGUUGUGUUUGUUUAGUGUAUUAUUUUUGAUUAUAAACCAAUAUUAAGCAGUAGUUAAGGAGUAAAGUUAAUCCUAUUAUAAAUAUGAAGGAACCUAAACAAACUCCUAUAGAAGAUUUAGCAGAGUUACGGAGUUACUUUGCAUCACAUAAUUCUGUGCGCGAAUAUGUAGCCCAUACUUCCAAAGUACAUUCAGUUGGCUGGUCCUGUGAUGGCAGGAAACUGGCGUCGGGAUCCUAUGACAAGAGUGUAGUGACCUUUAAUCUUGAGAGGAGCAGAUUGGUCCAAGAUUUUGUGUUCCGAGGCCACACCGGAUCAGUAGAUCAGCUGUGCUGGCAUGCGUCUCACCCUGACCUGCUCAGCACUGCCAGCGGCGACAAGUCUGUGAGGAUAUGGGAUACAAGGUCACACAAGUGUGCGGCAGUCAUACCCACCAAAGGAGAGAACAUCAACAUAGCGUGGUCGCCCAAUGGCAGCACUAUAGCCGUUGGAAACAAAGAGGAUCUCGUCUCGUUCAUUGACACUAAGACUUAUAAAGUGGUGACAGAAGAGCAAUUCAACUUUGAAGUGAACGAGAUCUCAUGGAAUCUCUCCUCCGACUUAUUUUACUUGACCAAUGGACUCGGCUGUGUUCAUAUCAUGACGUACCCCACACUGGAACUCCAGACGGUGCUGAAGGCUCACCCCGGCACUUGCAUCUGCAUCGAGCACGACCCCACCGGCCGGUACUUCGCCACGGGCUCCGCUGACGCCCUCGUCUCCUUGUGGGACACCCACGAGCUCGCCUGUCUAAGGGUAUUCUCUCGUUUGGAGUGGCCAGUACGCACGCUCUCCUUCAGCUUCGACGGAAGACUACUAGCGUCCGCCAGCGAAGACCAUAUAAUAGAUAUUGGAGACACGGAGACUGGCGAGAAGGUAGCCGAGAUUCCUGUACAAGCGUCCACGUUCACCGUGGCGUGGCACCCCGCCAGGUACCUGGUGGCGUUCGCGUGCGAGGACAAGGAGCCCCCGGAGAGGAAGCGGGACGCCGGCAACCUCAAACUGUGGGGCAUCUCCAAUUCCGGAUAGAAUUAGUACCGUGCGGUGGUUCCCGGUACCAAUACAAAAAAGGAA
Molecule: messenger RNA, 1141 nt
Organism: Amyelois transitella
Lineage: Eukaryota; Metazoa; Arthropoda; Insecta; Lepidoptera; Pyralidae
Gene: tex
Product: THO complex subunit 3
Exons: 7
Coding region: 113-1096 (327 amino acids)
Biological process (GO): mRNA export from nucleus
Cellular component (GO): THO complex part of transcription export complex
Molecular function (GO): protein binding
Source: RefSeq, a predicted model, not a curated record